Dothidotthia symphoricarpi CBS 119687 is the source of this 1764-nucleotide messenger RNA. RefSeq lists its product as uncharacterized. Lineage: Eukaryota; Fungi; Ascomycota; Dothideomycetes; Pleosporales; Dothidotthiaceae. The transcript is spliced from 4 exons. The record is from RefSeq and is a predicted model, not a curated record. Bases 127 to 1392 code for a protein of 421 amino acids.
CGCGUCUCAACCACGCCCGCCCUCCCACAACCUCACCUCACCACACUCCCAAGGACAACGCGUCCUUGCUUUCAUCUCUCAGUUCAUAUCAUUUCGUGUCUCGUUCACGACGCGCCUACACCUACAAUGGUCAAACGCGCCACAAAGAAAGACGCCGAAGAUGGCGGCGCAGAGCUGAUGGUCUCGAUCGAUCAGUAUGUCAAGACCAGAGAUCAGGUUAUCGUUUCUCUGACGAACCUACAAGCCGGCCUUGCUCACGUCCAAAAUGGACUGAACGACUUGUUGCGCUCGUACAUGCAACACACUGCGUCAGUCAUCGCCGGCGAAGACGUCGACAUCGAGAAGCUUCAGCUCCCUGCCAGCGUCACUGCGAGCGCAAAUGCCGCCAUUGAGGCUGCGAGCACUGCUGCCACUGGCGUAGCGCAGGCCGUCACCGCCGCCACUGCCGUUGAAGGAACUGCAGAGCCAGGCGCGACAAAGAAGCGCAAGCGCGAGAAGAAGGAAAAGAAAGAAAAGGAUCCCAAUGCGCCUAAGCGACCACUGACGGCUGCGUUCUUGUACCACCAACACGCACGCGCCGUCGUUCGCGCCGAUCUCGAGGCCUCGCUAGCUCCAGGCGCAAAGCUCGAGCCGAAUGCCGUCAACCUCGAGGUGAACAAGCGAUGGAACGAGAUGAGUGAUGAGGCCAAGGAGGAGUGGAGAGAUUCCUACCGCAAGUCCAUGGAAGAAUACAAGGAGAAGAUGAUCGAAUAUGAAGCCAAUGGUGGCGCCGCGGGAGCCGCUGCCAGGGUUGCUCAGGUCCACGAGGACGAGGAGGCAUCUGACGAAGACAUGGUUGACAUCGAAGCUGACGCCGAAGCCGAAGUCGAGGCCGACCACGAAGCUGGCGCCGCAGACUCUGAUGCAUCGUCAGACGAGGACGAGAUCCCAGCGAAGGCGCCCACCCCUCCUCCCCCCGCGAAGACUCCCCGCGCCAACAAGCGCCAGAAGACGACAGCCCAGGCCCCUGCAGUUAACGGCAACUCAGUACCCACCCACGUCGCACCCACCGCAUCCGUCGCGUCGCCUGUCCCCCUCCCUCGCCAGAACCAAGUCGUCAUCCCUGUCUCCAGCGCCGCCGAAGUACCCGCCGCGACGCCCGUGAAAGAGAAGAAGGAACGCAAGAAGAAGGAGAAGUCUGCCAUCCCCCAACCCAUCGCCCCAGCCCCUGCUUCCUCCCAGCACGAGCCCAGCCCCGAGGAACCCAGCAAGAAGAAGCCCAAGAGUAGCCGCAGCACGCGCGCCACCGAGGCCGCAGAAGACGCCCAGGAUAAGGAGAACGUCGCCGCGCCAGAGAAGAAGAAGGAGAAGCGCGAUCGCUCGAAGAGGAAGAGUGAGGUCACUGCCGCGUAGACCUUGAUCUGAGAAUUCGACAGAGCCUGGAUUGGUUCAUUUGUUCAUUAGUCUUGGUACACUGGCUUGCGGACGCAGUUGGAUCGCCCUACUGAAAGCGAAUCAUCGGAUCGAGACGCAGAGGUGGUUUGCCACGUGCGUUUGUAUGUCUUACCGCGCUUCCUUCCCAACUAUUUACGGGCGUUUUCGCAAAUGUUUUGUUUUGUGCUAUGCGGAUUUGGGGGAGAAGAAAAAAGGUUCUCAGGAGAGGGGAAGCGUGUGUUUACCCCCUUGGAUGAGCUUCGCACUUCCUACGCGCAGCUUCGGUGGAGUGGUUGGUCGUUUUCUUCUUCAUAUGUAUCUUGCUGUACAUUACAAUUGAUUGGUUAUCUG